Molecule: messenger RNA, 1116 nt
Organism: Aspergillus japonicus CBS 114.51
Lineage: Eukaryota; Fungi; Ascomycota; Eurotiomycetes; Eurotiales; Aspergillaceae
Product: casein kinase 1 family protein
Exons: 3
Coding region: 1-1116 (371 amino acids)
Biological process (GO): peptidyl-serine phosphorylation; signal transduction; endocytosis
Cellular component (GO): nucleus; cytoplasm
Molecular function (GO): ATP binding; protein serine/threonine kinase activity
Source: RefSeq, a predicted model, not a curated record
AUGACGACUAUGGAUUUGCGUGUCGGUAACAAAUACCGCAUUGGCCGCAAGAUCGGCAGCGGUAGUUUCGGUGAUAUCUACCUUGGCACCAACAUCAUUUCCGGCGAGGAGAUCGCUAUCAAGCUCGAAAGUGUCAAGGCCAAGCACCCGCAGCUCGAAUACGAGGCCCGUGUCUACAAGUCUCUGGCCGGUGGUGUCGGUAUUCCUUUCGUGCGUUGGUUCGGUACGGAGUGUGAUUACAAUGCUAUGGUCAUCGACCUUCUUGGUCCCAGUCUGGAGGACCUUUUCAACUUUUGCAACCGCAAGUUCUCGCUGAAGACUGUGCUCCUUCUCGCCGACCAGCUCAUCUCUCGUAUCGAGUACAUCCACGCCAAGUCUUUCAUCCACCGUGAUAUCAAGCCCGACAACUUCCUCAUGGGUAUUGGCAAGCGUGGUAACCAGGUCAACGUGAUCGAUUUUGGUUUGGCCAAGAAGUACCGCGACCCGAAGACUCACUUCCACAUUCCCUACCGCGAAAACAAGAACCUCACCGGAACUGCUCGCUACGCCAGUAUCAACACUCACUUGGGUGUCGAGCAGUCCCGCCGUGACGACAUGGAGUCUCUCGGCUAUGUCAUGCUCUACUUCUGCCGUGGUACUCUGCCCUGGCAGGGCCUGAAGGCUGCUACCAAGAAGCAGAAGUACGACCGUAUCAUGGAGAAGAAGAUGACUACGCCUACCGAGGUUCUGUGCCGUGGUUUCCCCAACGAGUUCUCCAUCUACCUCAAUUACACUCGUUCCCUGCGUUUCGAUGACAAGCCGGAUUACUCAUACCUCCGCAAGAUCUUCCGCGACCUUUUCGUUCGCGAGUCCUUCCAGUAUGACUACGUCUUCGAUUGGACCGUCUACAAGUAUCAAAAGAAUGCCGCCAUGAUCGUGGACGCCAACAAGAAGGACAAGGAGGCUGAGGAGCAGCAGCGCCGUCAAGGUGUUCCUGCUGCUGCACCCAUGGGAACCCCGGGUGCUGCCGCCAAGCCUGGUGCUAUCUCCAGCCAGCGCCGCAAGGUCAUCGAACGUGGAACUCUUGACAACACCCCGGACACCAACCGUGCUGUCGGAGGGAGUGACAGGAUGUGA